CUGAGCUCCGUUCUAGGGUUUCUCUCCAUAGUCUUCGUCUGUGACCUCGGCCGCUCUUUGGAUCUCUUUUGUUCCUGGCUUUUAGACUAGAACAGCAAUGGGGAAAGAGAAGGUUCACAUUAACAUUGUCGUGAUUGGCCAUGUCGACUCUGGCAAGUCGACCACCACUGGUCACCUUAUUUACAAGCUUGGAGGAAUCGACAAGCGUGUGAUUGAGAGGUUUGAGAAAGAAGCUGCUGAGAUGAACAAACGUUCAUUCAAGUAUGCUUGGGUGCUGGACAAGCUGAAGGCUGAACGUGAGCGUGGUAUUACUAUUGACAUUGCCUUGUGGAAGUUUGAGACCACCAAGUACUACUGCACUGUCAUUGAUGCUCCCGGGCAUCGUGAUUUCAUCAAGAACAUGAUUACUGGAACAUCUCAGGCUGAUUGUGCUGUCCUCAUCAUCGACUCCACCACUGGUGGUUUUGAAGCUGGAAUCUCCAAGGAUGGCCAGACCCGUGAGCAUGCUCUUCUUGCUUUCACUCUUGGUGUGAGACAGAUGAUCUGUUGCUGUAAUAAGAUGGAUGCCACUACUCCCAAGUACUCAAAGGCCAGGUACGAUGAAAUAGUGAAGGAGGUCUCCUCAUACCUCAAGAAGGUGGGUUACAACCCUGACAAGAUCCCAUUUGUGCCAAUCUCUGGAUUUGAGGGUGACAACAUGAUUGAGAGGUCCACCAACCUGGACUGGUACAAGGGCCCUACCCUCCUUGAAGCUCUGGACAUGGUCCAGGAGCCCAAGCGCCCGUCAGACAAGCCACUCCGCCUCCCCCUUCAGGACGUUUACAAGAUUGGUGGCAUUGGCACUGUCCCUGUUGGUCGGGUGGAGACUGGUAUUCUUAAACCUGGAAUGGUUGUCACCUUUGGACCCACUGGUCUCACAACUGAAGUCAAGUCUGUUGAAAUGCACCAUGAGUCUCUACCAGAGGCUCUUCCUGGUGACAAUGUUGGUUUUAAUGUUAAGAAUGUUGCUGUAAAGGAUCUCAAGCGUGGGUUUGUUGCCUCCAACUCCAAGGACGACCCAGCCAAAGAGGCAGCCAACUUCACUUCCCAGGUCAUCAUCAUGAACCAUCCAGGGCAAAUCGGCAAUGGUUAUGCACCAGUGUUGGAUUGCCACACCUCUCACAUUGCUGUCAAGUUUGCAGAGAUACAAACCAAGAUUGACAGGCGGUCUGGUAAGGAGCUGGAGAAGGAACCAAAGUUCCUCAAGAACGGUGAUGCUGGACUAGUGAAGAUGAUUCCAACUAAGCCUAUGGUGGUGGAGACCUUUGCCGAGUACCCACCUCUUGGUAGGUUCGCUGUCAGGGAUAUGAGGCAGACGGUGGCGGUCGGUGUCAUCAAGAGCGUGGAGAAGAAGGAUCCAUCAGGAGCCAAGGUGACCAAGUCUGCAGUUAAAAAGAAGUGAACCGAGGCCGGGUCUGCAUUGCUUCUCCUUCCAAGGGAUGUUAUCAGCAGUCAUAGUGUGGUUUGUUGUCGUCAUACUUGUGAGUCUGUCAGUAGCACCGUCUCUGGUCUCUGGUUGCAGAACUGGGUUCUUGAUAGGCGGUGGUGAAGCAGGGUCUGUCAAAUAGCAGUAAGUCCAGUCCUCUUAUAUAUAUAUAUAUUUAUAUUUAUGGUUCUCAGGUUUGGUUCAAAGACUGUUGGGAUCUCGUGUUGCUUAUGCGGGAGUGUGUUUAUAUCCAAGAGAGUACUUAUUGUCACAUUUGGAACUUUAUGAAUGUGUGUUCAGUAUGAAUAAAGUUUGAUCUAUCUGUGUGUCCUUUAUUCUUC
Molecule: messenger RNA, 1806 nt
Organism: Dioscorea cayenensis subsp. rotundata (Guinea yam)
Lineage: Eukaryota; Viridiplantae; Streptophyta; Magnoliopsida; Dioscoreales; Dioscoreaceae
Product: elongation factor 1-alpha-like
Exons: 3
Coding region: 98-1441 (447 amino acids)
Biological process (GO): translational elongation; translation
Molecular function (GO): GTP binding; translation elongation factor activity; GTPase activity
Source: RefSeq, a predicted model, not a curated record